AUGGAAAAUAAAGAUUUACCAAUGAUAACAGUUUUUAAUGCAUCAACAGGUAAGGAAACAGAAGCUAAUCUAAUCAGACCAUUUAGUUCUCUUAUAUGGGAAUAUCCUCAACAUGAAAACCCUGAUUAUGAUGAUUAUAUUAUGACCAGGAGUUUUGAAUGCUCCAAUGUGAUUUAUGGUUUUAUAUGCAUAAAGCGACAUCGUCAGAAGCCUGCACAGUUUACACCCGAUGAAGAUAUCUAUUUUAGUGUAAUUAAAGGCAAAGUUGAAGUAGAACUUCACACAUCGAAAUUUGUGCUUAGAAAAGGUGGAUCAUUCAUUGUGCCACGUGGAAAUAUUUACAGCAUAACUAAUGUAUAUAAAUCGAAUUCAAUUCUCAUAUACUCAUAUUCUCAUAUACAACGUUACCUCGCUUUCAAUUCCGAACAUUUAUAG
Messenger RNA from Stegodyphus dumicola, 435 nucleotides. RefSeq lists its product as uncharacterized. Lineage: Eukaryota; Metazoa; Arthropoda; Arachnida; Araneae; Eresidae. The record is from RefSeq and is a predicted model, not a curated record.